AUGAUGACCUGUGCUUCUGAGCCAUACAGUCACAGCAGGCAAAUGCAUUCUGAUUCAAACAAAGGUUAUCCAGGCACAUUGCAAUGCUGCUCUUCAUGAGUAAGAACAGUUUCCCGAUAUUGCUGUUUCUCAGGGGGUUCGUUCAAUGGGCAGAGCCCGACAGAGCGCUUCCCCCCGCUUGUUUAGCAAGCGUGGUGUACGUGAGCUUUGUUUAGUUUAUUUCUCAUUUUGAGGUCCACUUUGCAGCCUUUUUCUACGGUUUUACUUAACUUGAUUCCUCUGUCGUGGUCAAAUCUUGUCAUCAAAAUUGCGUCCACUUCCCGUUGUCCAAUUAAUUCCACAUGUUGCACACGUGCUCAGAUCCGGUGACAAUGCAUGCCUGUAUCAAAAUCAGCAUCAAGUAAUAAAUUACUGUAAUUCGCUAUUUUAAAGCAAUUCACAUUUUGUAUGGACGCCUUAUUAUUUAUAUAUAUUUGUGUGUAGGUCAAAAAUGCCGCGGUCCCUAAACGGUGGAAUCGGCUCGCACAAAAAGCAAGCGCCGCGUAUCUCAGGCGCCAUUGACGUAUUUCUCGACCGCGAGUUGAACGAAGUUGUUAAUAAAAUCGUUGUUUAAAAAAACGUUUUUAGUAGUGUAAUAUAUAUUUAAAAAAUUAAGAAUGUGCAUGUUAUUCGACAUGUAAAUGUCUCAAACUAUGUCUACAUAAUAAUUUUCAUGAGAUCAAAUUUGCAUGCGAUUAUCGAUGUAUCACAACGAUGGUAGAUAAUGUACAGUAUUCACAUACCAACUGAGCUUGCUCACACGAUAGAGUGGUUUUUGCCGGCUUGCUUUUUUGUAAUAUUAUUUUUCGACGGUAAAUCGCUACGGUCCCUUAACGCGUUGAAUCAGCUGGUGGCAGCGGAGCGAUCAACCUCCGCGCACCAACCAACCCACCAACCAACCCCAAUCUUCGACGACAAAGUAACUCGGAUUUAAUUAUUUGUGCAAAAUAAUAACAAUAAUAAUUAUAAUUAAAUAACGACGGCUAUAAGUGUCGCUAUACACCCAUUAUACAAGUUGAUGUCGUGUGUUUGUUCGCGAUGCUUACGUUAUUUUUCGCCACGGUCAUUCCGCCUACGCAGUGUUAAAACUGUGCGGGUCGCCUUGAGGCACAAUUGGUAGAAGUCAACUUGAUGGACUUGAAUUGCGAAUUAGUGUCGCGACAAUAAUUAUUCCGUGCUGUCACAAUCUACUGCUGGAUGUUGGUCACCAUGAUGGCGUGCGUAGUGGCCUCCCCGCAGCUGGAGUCGAGCGGGGACUUCCUGGCAUGGCUGGAGAUGCAGGGCGUGAACGCGGAAGUGGCCCGGGCCAUGGACUCGGAGCUGGGCAUCCGGGACUACGGGGUCCUGUGUGCCUGCGUCGGAGACGGCCUCGUGCGGGCCGAGCUGCUGGCCACGGCGCGCGACCGCCUGCCCUUCGGCUUCUACGCCGUGCUGCGGCAGGUGGUGAAGGCCCUGCAGGAUGCUAAGCACCACGACGCUGGAACGCCGCGCUGGGACGAUGCCGCCGCUUCCUCCCCUGGCGAUGUGACGCUGGGAGGCCUGGUGGACUUGCUGCUCACGCUGUUCAGCGGCUUGAGCCGGGAGCUGCUGUUGUCUGUACAGAGGAUGGGAAACAUUGAUAACAAGAGAGCGUGUCCUGCUGGCUCGCCUUCAACCGCUUGGGUUGGCCAUCCUGAGAACAUUGCGAUGAAUGAAAAUAAUGAUUACACACCAAACGACGAGGAUGGAGAAAACUUAAUUUCAGACGUGGGAGGUUCGGACGCUGUGGACACUAAGGACGCUGUGGACGCAUUGUCUUCAAUAAAAUUGGAGGCCCUUGAAGGUGCUUGUGGCAUUGAAGAUGAUUCGGGGUUCAUCAUACAAGAUGUGGUUUCUUCAAACGCUGACAACGUUGGUUCAUGUUCACAGCUGCAGCAUCAGAAUCCGCAUCAGAAAACUGGAGGUAAAAUGCAAAGAAACUUUAAAGCAGAAGAGAUGCAAGACAUGUCCCCGGGUGAAUUGCUUAUGCCCAAUCCCCUAAAGACUCAACACUUCAUCGGGCAACAAGAAUGCCCGAAUGGUAUAGAGGAUUUUCCAAUCGAUGGGCAAGUUCCUGCUGCUGAUGAGCCCGAUGCAUCGGACAACCAGCUUUACAUGUUAAUGGGUGCGACUUCCCGUUCGCCAAAAUUAAAUGUGGCUGCUAAGUCGGCGAAGAAGCCAUACCAGUGCACGGUGUGCAAGAAGAGCUUUGCGUGGGUCUCGCUUUUGAAGUACCACCAUCGCAUACACACGGGAGAGAAGCCGUACCACUGCAAGAUGUGCAACCGGUCCUUUGCUCAGUCUUGCAAUCUGAAGGUCCACAUGCGCACGCACACGGGGGAGAAGCCGUACCAGUGCAGGUUCUGCAACCAGAGCUUCGUCUGCAGCGGGAGCUUGAAGUCGCACAUCCGCGUGCACACGGGAGAGAGGCCAUACCGGUGCGAUAUUUGCAACAGCUGCUUCUCGCAGAGUCAUCACUUAAAAGCUCACCAGCGCACGCACAGGCCUUAAGCAAAAAAAUUACCGGCGGAAGAAAUGCGACGGUUGCUUUGCGCGUAAUAGAUUUUACAUGUUUUCCUGAUUUUUUUUAUACCAAUUUUGCUAUUAUUGUCAUCUCAUGAGGCAAAGCAUACAAGUGGAAACCUUCGUGCCAGAGAUUGGACAGUUUUUAAGCAGAUAAAAUCCCUUCCUGUGACCGAUGGUCCACACCAGUAGAGGGUAGGGAGCACUUUCCCUUCCAUAUUUCCAGACAGUCAAAAGCAAAUUUAAUUUAGCCAAUUUUAAGUUCAGAACACAAUUUGAUUAUGGAUUUUUUUGCUGCAUUUAUUGGUGACCAGACCGAGACUACCAACUCGUGACACGUGGGAACUCGAUUUAAUCAUGAGUGGAUAAAAACCUGGAUUUUAACCCACGAACUAAGUGCAGCCAGCUCAACUACCCAGCCACCUCGCAUAAUUAUCAUUUAAAAGCUCACUUGGGGCACCCACAUUGAAUAUAGGUUUUCAUGAUGAAAUGUGUUCCUGUAUAAAGUUUGCAUGGUGAUGUGUAACGUAUACUAACUAUGCAGCUGUGUUUAAAUAAAAGCAUUAAACCC
Petromyzon marinus (sea lamprey) is the source of this 3151-nucleotide messenger RNA. RefSeq lists its product as uncharacterized. Lineage: Eukaryota; Metazoa; Chordata; Hyperoartia; Petromyzontiformes; Petromyzontidae. Gene Ontology annotation, biological process: regulation of transcription by RNA polymerase II. The record is from RefSeq and is a predicted model, not a curated record. Gene Ontology annotation, molecular function: DNA-binding transcription factor activity, RNA polymerase II-specific; RNA polymerase II cis-regulatory region sequence-specific DNA binding.